Molecule: messenger RNA, 7772 nt
Organism: Cuculus canorus (common cuckoo)
Lineage: Eukaryota; Metazoa; Chordata; Aves; Cuculiformes; Cuculidae
Gene: SLC49A4
Product: solute carrier family 49 member 4
Exons: 9
Coding region: 108-1496 (462 amino acids)
Biological process (GO): transmembrane transport
Cellular component (GO): intracellular membrane-bounded organelle; membrane
Molecular function (GO): transmembrane transporter activity
Source: RefSeq, a predicted model, not a curated record
AGUCCCGGUGUCUCCCCGCUCCGCCCCUGCCGGCAGGGGAGGCGGCGGCCGCUCCGCACGGCGCAUGCGGGAGGGCCGGGGCUGCUCGGUGCUCGGCGCGCCCGGCGAUGGGGUCGGGCUGGAGCAGCGCGGAGGAGCGGCGGCCCCUCCUGCCGCCGCCGCAGCCGCCGCAGCCGCGAGGCCCCGCGGGCCGCGUGUACGGGCGGCGGUGGCUGGUGCUGCUGCUGUUCUCGCUGCUGGGCUUCGCGCAGGGCCUGCUGUGGAACACCUGGGGCCCCAUCCAGAACUCGGCCCGCCUGGCCUUCGGCUUCGGCGGCUGGGACAUCGCCCUGCUCGUCUUCUGGGGGCCCAUCGGCUUCGCGCCCUGCUUCUUCUUCAUGUGGCUCAUGGACAAGAAGGGUCUGAGGGUAACUGUGUUACUAACAUCAUCCCUCAUGGUAUUGGGAGCUGGCCUGAGAUGCGUUCCAGUUUCAGACCUAGAAAUUAGGAAGAAGCUGAUUCAUGGAGGGCAGCUCUUAAAUGGCUUGGCAGGGCCAACUGUGAUGAAUGCAGCACCAUUUCUUUCCACGACGUGGUUUUCUCCGGAUGAACGUGCCACAGCAACAGCCAUCGCGUCGCUGCUGAAUUACCUGGGCGCUGCUGGUGCAUUUCUGGUGGGACCUCUUGUAGUGCCAUCUCCUAAUGGAACAUCUCGCCACUCGCUCGCAUCUCAGAGCAACACUGAACACAUCAAGGACCGCAUUGAGGCUGUCCUCUAUGCAGAAUUUGGAAUGGUUUCCCUGAUAUUUUCCGCAGCAUUGGCCUACUUCCCCUCCCGCCCUCCCUUCCCUCCCAGCGUGGCUGCAGCGAGUCAACGGCUCAGCUACAGGAGAAGUUUUUGCAGACUCUUAAGCAAUUUCCGGUUCUUGAUGAUUGCUUUAGCCUAUGCUAUACCACUGGGUGUUUUCUCUGGCUGGUCUGGUGUUCUGGAUUUGAUAUUAACGCCAGUUCACGUAAGCCAAGUAGAUGCAGGCUGGAUUGGAUUUUGGUCUAUAGUUGGAGGUUGUGUUGUUGGCAUAGCGAUGGCAAGAUUUGCAGAUUUUAUCAGGGGCAUGCUGAAGUUUAUACUGCUGCUGCUUUUAUCAGGAGCAACGUUAGCAUCAACCUGGUUCACUCUCACCUGUCUAACUAGUGUCACUCAUCUGCCUUUAACCACAGCUACACUGUACACAUCCUGCAUUUUGUUGGGUAUAUUCCUCAACAGCAGCGUACCAAUAUUCUUCGAGCUCUUUGUGGAGACAGUCUACCCUGUUCCAGAAGGAAUUACCUGCGGGGUUGUCACUUUUUUGAGUAAUGUGUUUAUGGGUGCGCUUUUGUUUUUCCUCACAUUUUACCAUACAGAGUUCUCCUGGUUCAACUGGUGCCUGCCAGGAUCGUGUCUGCUCAGCUUGCUCCUCAUUCUGUGCUUCCGCGAGUCCUAUGACAGACUCUAUCUUGACGUUGUCGUCUCUGUGUGAUAACGCCGGACUGGUGAGGGGCUGGAAGAGGCUGGAAGUCAGCUUUGCAGUCUGCACAUCUGCCUGGAUUUGCAUGGCUGAACAGUGGAAUAGCAAAGAAAUUUCAAGACUUAAUUAUGGCUUUAUUAGAGAAGGUGAGGGACAGGCUGUUCUUACAGUCAAGACCACCUUGAUUUGCGAUAAACGUAGAACUUGAGCGGUGAUGCCAAAAUGCACAAAGAGAAUAUAUGUGGUCCUGGUGUCAGAGCUGGGGCUCUCUAUUUAAAAGGCUGUUGAUGUAGCAGUGAGAUGUACAGUUGUGUGUGUGUGUGUAUGUGUGUGUGCAUGUGCUGACUCAAGGCUGUACACACCAGGGUACCAGUAUCCUUUGGAGUCGUCUAUCAGAAUAUCUAAUUGAACCGGUAAAUCAUCUUAAUAAAAGGAAAAAAAAAAAGAGGGAAAAAAUCCUUUUUUUUAAGAUCUCAUACUGAAAUCACUAGUCAUUUCCAUAAUGAAUGUCCAUUGAAAUAGUUAAGCUAAAACAAUUUGGUGCUUGUACACUACAUUUUCAUUCUAAUAAGGUGAUUUCUGAUAUAAGACACCGGUACCAGGGUUUUUAUCCAUAUUAAAUAUCCCAAACAGUCCUUGCAGUGUUGUUAGAGGUGUUUGUUAUCACCCUGGAGCACAUAUAAAUGAUAGCUGUAGCUGCCACUGAAAUCCAACUUGCACCUGCAGUCAUCUCUGAAAUACCACCAUUGUUCUGUAUGCCCUGAAAACAGAGCAUUUGUGGUAUUUCAGGAGUUUCCUGGAGAGUCAUUCUUGGUAGAUGUUGCUGUUUUAAAGGCCACCACUGUGUCACCUUUUCAUCCCCUGUCUCCAGUACUGCCUUUUUUACUGUGAAGACCUGCUUGUGCCACUGAAUCUUGUGGGUGUGGAUGUCCAAGUCCUACUGGUUCUCUCUGGUACUCUAAGGUGUGUGUGGGUUUUAGGAUUAGUUUAUGACUGAGGGUGCUUAGACUAUGUCGUUUGUUAACCCAAGUCUUUAAAAUCACUGUUUCCUAAAAAAAAAUCUUUCUAGUUAAUGAGUUGCCUCAAUGGCGAAAUGACAAUGAGUUUGACAAUGAGAAAUAACUCAUGAGUUUUGGCAUAAUAUGGGAAAUAUAAUGCCAGCUCUUUUUAUCAAUACUAAUCUUUGGUCAUUCUGGCCCUUACUUGAACAUAAAUAUUAAAGACACUUUGAAUAGUUUUUUAACUCAAUUUUAAACCUGUUAAUUUCUUAAUUAUAUUCUUAGAUUUCGGUUCAGCAUCAUUUACAGUAUUCCCAUGUGUGUGCUCUGUGCUUCGUGUUAGGGGUGUGUGUUUGUGUGUGCAUGCGUAUUUAUAUCUAUGUAUACACUAAUAAAACUUAUAUAUAUAUAUAUCUUUUAUAUAUAAGUUAUCUAAGGAUAUGUGUCUACAUAGAUUUAUUUUAAGGAAUCAUGUCUCUGGAUGGUGGUAUGCCACUGUUUGUAACUAAACCAGUCACUGCCGUGGAUGGAAAUGCAUACGUACACUGUCUGUGACAUGAAUAUUCUUCAGGGGUGAAAGAUUUCCUACCGUAGCAAUUUUAUCACGGGGGGUGCGUGCAUGUUGGAGGAGGCUGGUGUGCAGGGCUCUGCAUCUGUAGAAGUCUGGAUCAAAGGUCCGUGGGGGCCUUUCUCUGCCACCCUGGGGUGACACCGAUGCUGUAAACUCACUGGAAUAAACCCUGAACUGAGUGCUGCCUUUCAGACAUGGAUCCAUUCAUUCUGUCUGCCGUCCUUUUGCAGAGAGAAUGUGCCACUAAUACCUUCAACUCAGGAGUGUAACUGUGCAGUGUAAUAAAACAAGCUGUUCCCCGCUUUUAUGUUUUCAGAGCAAUGGAUGUAUUUACUGUAAUAAUAGAAAAUUGACUUAGCUCGUUGUCUAUAUCAGCUACUAAAUGAUCUUUUCUGUCUUGAAGGAGGUUUUUUGUAGAAAUGGAGCUAACCUACGCUGGGAUAACUAAAUCAAUCUAACCAGCACAUUCAGAACUCCUGGCAUCAUCCUCUUUACCAUUUUUCAGAUGAAUGGUAUUAACUGUCCAGCUUCUUUCCACUAUGUUUUAGAGCCUGAAAUAAUUUCAGUAUCCAGUAGCUACUGCUACCUAUUGUCUUCUGAAACCGGGGUUCACUUGCCAAGAGUCUGAUUGGAGUUGCAUGGCAGAAUUGCAAGCUCAGAUGGCUCUUCGGAGCUCUGCUUCUGCAAUUUACUGUAGCUAUAUUAAGAUUAAAAUUGCACAGUUUGGGUACUGUCCCGAGUGACAGAGAUUUCUAAUCCUUUCACUGUCCUGACUAUUUUAAGAUGGAGAAGCACUUCAGGCAGUAUUCAGACUAUAACCUAUUCUGCCUCUGUUCCAGGAAGCAUUGAGCAAUUCAGAACAUUUGUCAGUGCUGCCAGGUGGAGACUCUCCAAACUGUCAGGGGGGAAGAAGGAACAUCAUCUUUUAACUAUACCCCUCCCAAUUGUUCUUCUGAAUUGGUGUGAAUUGCUCGCUGCUCUCCUAAACUUUACUUCUUUGGUAGAAGUUUCUGUGUCUGUCUCGAGUGCUGUAGUGCGUGGUCUUAAUUACAGCCUCCAAUGCCUUUGUACCAAAAUAGACAUUGUCCAGAGCUGAGCAGUACCGCAGGGCUCUGCUGGAGAACCAGAAUUCAACCAGAAUUCCCAGCAAGCCUGAUGGAAAUCUGCCUGGGUGAAAACCAAUGGAUUGGCCCCCAUUAUUUGAGAUUGUGCAGGACGCUGCUGCAUUCCACACACACAAUGUUCUGGCUGUAGGAUUUUAUUAGAUUAGCAAGCCUGGCGUGGGAUCGAGGUGGGUGUUGCAAAUGUGCUUGCUCAGAUCUCUGAAAACCUUUUUUUUAUACUCAUCGGUGCCCAAUAGCAGCAUCCUUCUCUGGAGGAGCAGUCCGUUUCAUGCCAGUAACCCAGCUGAACCCAUGGGAAUAUUUUUUGUAUAUGGGUUAUCACUAGGCCCACCUUUGGAUUUACUGAGGGUCUGAGCUGUCAAUAACUGCACUUUAUUGGAAGUUAGAGUUUGAGACCACAGGGAUACAAUCAGCAGUAGUGCAGAACAGGCUCAAAAUAGUUAAUAGGCCUGUUAUUAAUUAGUUAAAGUUCUAAGUCUCUAUAACUUCUCAGUCAGCAACAACAGUAUUUUUUAUCCAAGUGAGGCAUUACCUUGCAGUGCUGCAGAGCAGCUGGUGUUGGCUGCUGCUUGGCCUGUGACUUGCCAGUGGAGGAAGGUGCUUUGGGAAGUCACAAUAUUUUAUUCUCUUCAUGACCCUGAAGAACACUUUUUCUUCCCUAGCAGUGCAGAGCCCCCUAAAGUAUAAAUUAUUUUGCAGUGUUUUAUAUUGAAAAUGCUGGGAAGGAUGCUCUAUAGUGUCCACUCUCCCUUUAAUCGUUCAUUUUAAGUAUGGGCUGCUCCUCGGGUUUCUGCUUGGCUCGGUAACAGCUGUCGAUUCAGCUUCCAGUGCUGCUUCUUGUGAGCUGCGGAGCUGUGCUAGCUGUCACAGUGCUACUGAGGAAGCUCAGGGUUAGUGGAUGUCAGCUGCACUUAACGGCACUGUUCACUGUCUCUCUUCAUUGCAUUAAUUUCCUUUUGAGUCCUUCUUCCCAUGUACCACCUGAUCCCCUGAGCCAGAGUCUGUGCAGGAGGUGUAGAGAAGAGCUUCCAUGCUCCCGAGUUAGUUUUAGAGGGAUGGGUUGGACAACUACGUACUUACUAUGCAUAAAAAUAGGCAUUUUUAGAAAAUCAUUGAAGCUGGAAGACAGUGCAGACCCGAAGGAUUUUGCAUAAAUGUGAGCAGAUAGUCUGGUAUGAGCAGCCUGUAAUUUGCCUGAAACCUAGAAUUUUAGCUCCCACACCUGGAAAGGCCAAGUGAUGGGCACCGUGCCUGUUGGGUAUUGAGGUUCAGAGCAUCACGGAGUUAUUCCCAGUCUUCUGACAGAGCUGGGAUGUCGUGGAAUGGGCUGGAAAACCCCAGGCUGCAUAAUGCCUUAGUUUGCAUCAGUAACACUGGGGAGCAUCAGGCUGAUGGGUUAAAGGGAGAGGGGUUUCCAGAGUGCAUUUUGGCACAAAAAUAUUGUGUUGAGUUCUUCAAAUCCAUAUAAAAUUUGAUGUUUUGUGGUGACAGGGAGUUAAUGCCUGGCUUAUUCUACAGUAAACUUAGGAAGUGGCUGCCUUAUGCUGUAAUAUAAUCAAGCUGAAUUGAUUGAUAUGCAUACAUUGGCUGGUACUAGAAAGGGAAGCACUAUUUAGUUGUGAGGAUUGACUGAAAUAUGAAUGGGAAUUACACAGUUUGCACAGUGGAUAUAACUGUCGUAUGAUGCCAUGGCAGCAGAAAUUUAAUUUUUCAUCUUCAUUUCUUGUAUUGGGUCACUUGCAAAAGUUAGUAAGUGUCUCUGACAAAGGCGCUUUUGUGUUUCAUUUGGUUUUGGGGGUUUCCUUUUGGACUAAGUCUGGAUCAUUGUAAUAAUUUGGCAAGACAGCUGCUACGCUGGUGUAAAAGCACGCAUUAGUAUUUGAUAUCAAUGUGGUGUUGGAUGUUGGUGCUGUUAAAGAGCCAGGCUUGGGAAGCAGGGUUGUGGUGUGUGCAAGGAGGCAGCGGUGCUCCCAGAUGCACAGUCACGCAAGGCUACGUGCCAACCCUGCCAAAACAAACAACCUCAUCAUCUUCCAUGGGUCUGGAAUGUGGAUCUCAAUGUUGGAGCUGCAAGGAGGAGGGAAGCACGUAUAGGAAUAGCUGAUGAGGGGAAAAGCUUCCUUCUGAAGGAGAGACAGCCUCUAGACUUACUCCCUUGUGUGUGAACAAGCGUAGGUAUCAACGCAGGCUUCACUCAUUCCCCUGCAGGUGUUUCUGCUGCCGGGAGGAUUGUAGGUGGCCCAGGACCAUCUGCCUUGCUCCCUCCACAUUCAUUCCUAGAUGGCAGAGGGGAAUGGCCGUGGAGCAGGUGGCAGCCCCAGUAAAGUUGGAAGAUAGUGUUAAUCUGCUUAUAAUUUUUGAAGUUUGUAUUUCCAGACAGAUGAAACUAAUAAAUAGAGGAAGAAAUUUAACUCCUUCCAAAGUUUAGACAAGCAAAAAUUUGCACAGAUGUGCUGGGUCCUGCCUUUUACUUGGGAUCACAACGUGUUCGGAGCAAUUCAUGCCCACCUGAAGACAGACCUGCUCCUGCAGCACCAGCACACCUCCUGCCACUGGUGAACCCCGAGUUGUGUGUGGGUGGCUUUGUUCCCAGGUUGGAGGCAGUGAUCUGGGCAGAGGGGGAGAAAGGAAACGCUGCAGCCAGGAUGCCCAGAAGGUGCCUGGGUUAUUUGUACAGGAGGGAUGCCUUCUGCAACCAUGUUUUAGCAGAGCAUCAUUUUUACUUCCUCAAGACUGAGGCUCUGGCCGUUGGUUUAUGUUUGUGCCAUGGCUUGUGCCGCAGGAACAGCUAUGGCAGUGGCACAUGCCGUAGUGUCAUGAGUUUUCCAAGGUGUGGCAGACAAGACUGGUGGGACUUGCUUUCUGCAGUAACAGCUUUUCCUUCCACUGUCUCUCCCCACUAGAUUUCCCCAUGUGAUUUCUCUGCUUGUUAUAUCUGGACAGACUCGUUGCGCUCACUUUGUAUUGCUACAAGAAGAAAAUGCAAUGAGCAAAACCCUUCUUUUCUUUAUGAGGAGCUUUUCCCUUUAGGCUCAGGCCACUUCACUGGCUGCUGCUCCUCCCCGGGGGACAACCGUGUGUGUUCAAGAUAUAUUUAUUUUCUCUGCCUAUGAUAUUUACUAGAUUGAAAUAUCUUUUUCCCUUACCAAGUUUAAUGUCUUCCACUGUGCAUUUUAGGAACAAGCACUUGAUAAGGUUGGAAAACCAGCUUUCAGUUAUGUGACACACGCUACAGUCGGGGGUUUUUGAACUGCAUGAACAUAGGGAGAAGGAUGAGGGUUUGACAGGUUGGAGAGUAUCUUUGUAAACUAUCCUCGACCUGUAAGACUGUUCAAUUUUACUGGAGUUUGUAUGCAUUUUACUUUUGUAACUUUUUAAAUGAUUUGAUAAAAUUUUAUCUUAGGGCAAAUUCUACUUUUUGUAUGCGAUAUUCUGAUGUGAUGUAUUUUUAUUUUUAAGAAAAUGGUGUUGAAACCACUAUAUAUUUGUCAACGUAACACAUCCACUGUGUCAUUUCUUCUUAAAACUGGAAUUUGACCGUGAAGUGCGUGUUACUUUACGUACUGGUUGUUGCACAUUAAACAGGUUACUCAGA